This is a messenger RNA of Pediculus humanus corporis (human body louse), 645 nucleotides long. RefSeq lists its product as uncharacterized. Lineage: Eukaryota; Metazoa; Arthropoda; Insecta; Psocodea; Pediculidae. The record is from RefSeq and is a predicted model, not a curated record. The transcript is spliced from 4 exons. Gene Ontology annotation, molecular function: GTPase activity; GTP binding. Bases 1 to 645 code for a protein of 214 amino acids.
AUGACAACGAAUCCAAUCCGUGGAAUACGUCGUAAAAAAUCAGCAUUAUCCGAAGUCAAAGUCGCCGUUAUCGGUGCUCCAGGCGUAGGUAAAAGCGCUCUGACCGUUAGAUUUUUAACGAGGAGAUACAUCGGUGAAUAUGACCAUCAAGCGGAAACGAGAUAUAAAAAUGAAGUCCUCGUCGAUUCCGAGCCCGUUUUAUUUGAAAUAUUAGACACGUGUCCUAAGAACGAAGAUGAAUUACCGAGCAAUGAAACUUUACAUUGGGCCGAUGGUUUUCUUCUGGUUUAUUCCAUAACGGAUCGUCAAUCAUUUAAUUACGUGCGUAAAGUUAAAGAAAUGCUCGAUUGUUUCGAUACUCCCAUAACGCUCGUCGGAAACAAAGCAGACAUGGUUCACCUGAGACAAGUGAGCGCGGACGAGGGUGAGAUAUUGGCAAAAGAUUUCGAAUGUUGGUUCAGCGAAGUUGCUGCUGCCGAACAAGUGACUCAAGUUGCCGAAGCCUUUCACGAACUUUGCCGUGAAGUACACAUGAUGAGAAGAAAAAACAAACAAUCGUUACUCGAUAGAAUGUUGGGGGGUAAAACUGGGGGUAUAAGAGUUUAUUCUCGCGGUAAAAGCGACAGCGCUUUACCCAAAGAAUAA